UUUAAUUCCCUGCCUUCCCUUGGCUCCCAUUAACUAGCUCAGCCUCAGCUCGCUGCUGCUUUACCUCGCAGAGGAAAGGAGAGCCAAACUAGCAGUGGAGCUACCCUCCUGCUUUCCUAUCUUACUCCAAGGGAAGGUAAGGGAGAAAGAGAGAGCUAGCUAGAUCCAUUGGAGAGAUUAAGCUCAAACCUUAUCUCGUGUGAGCUUCUUUCUGCCUAGCCGAAAAGCAUCACAAACAAUGUCUCGGUUGGACGAGACCAUAUUUGCCAAGUUUGAGCGUUCUAUGGUAAGGUUGCACUCUCCAGGCAGAACAACGGGCAAUGGCUUCAUUGUAUAUUCCAUGAGCGGCACACAUCUUGUUAUGAGCUGUGAACACAUCAUGCAAGGGGUUGCCCUGGGCUCCUCCAUGCCGGCGUACUUCUCCGACAAAAGUAAUGAAACUGCCAUGCUACUCCAUGUUGACAAGGUUAGGGAUCUUUCCUUGCUGAAGAUUGCAGAUUCGCAGCAUGUCUGCACUCCUGUGGAGUUCUUUGCUGGACCCACUGUGCCGGAGAUGGAUGUUGUUAUGCUUUCCUUUUUCAGAAUGGUUGGUUCACACGUUGUGCGCCCAGGGACGUUCCAAGGCAAAAUAGUAGGACCACCGGAUACUCGCAAAGGACCACCGAUUGCUCAAACACCUGAACACGAAUGUGUUCGCUCAAACUACGUAGCUAGUCCUGGCGCAUCAGUCCCCACAAUCAUAGCUGCUCUACGAGGGUGGCUUCAAUGUAACAAUGAAAAUGCUUCGAUACAGUUCAUGCUAGCGAGACUUGCAUCCCCCCAAGCACAAACACAUGAAGGUCCUGCCUGCUCGUGAUGUGGUUUCGUACUCCGGGAGCUGGCCACGACCACGAUCGACAGUUGUUGUGGGGAAAUGAUAUGUGUCUCGUUGCAGGUUGGCUGUCAUGUGUUUGUGUCAUUGUGUCUGUUAUGUGUGGCACCAACCGUUUGUAUGGCUAAGCUAGUGGGUUGGAUCAGUAUCUAGAUGUCAAGCCGUCUCAGUAACUUUGUAGAGCGACUUCCUGGAAGCGUAGUGGUGACUCAGUUGUGUUGUGUACCACUCGCUCUUCUAAAUUCAGGCAAAAAAUCGAGCCAAAUUUCAGUCAA
Molecule: messenger RNA, 1146 nt
Organism: Brachypodium distachyon (stiff brome)
Lineage: Eukaryota; Viridiplantae; Streptophyta; Magnoliopsida; Poales; Poaceae
Exons: 6
Coding region: 239-856 (205 amino acids)
Source: RefSeq, a predicted model, not a curated record